Cuscuta campestris is the source of this 1533-nucleotide messenger RNA. The record is from the annotation of a GenBank genome assembly. NCBI's taxonomy places the organism in Eukaryota, Viridiplantae, Streptophyta, Magnoliopsida, Solanales, Convolvulaceae.
GGAUUAGGAAUUGGGAUUUGUUCUUCCUGAGCUUCUUUGUUUUGAUUUGAUUUUGGUCUCCAUAUGACCUUCUUUUUGGUUUGUACCCCUCAGUUGUUAUCUUCUUCUUCCUACAGGUUUCUGUCACAUGGCCUAUUCUGUUGCAAUGAGAACAGAGAGUUGGAGCCCACUCAUAUGUCACUGAUUGUAUUCUCAGGAGAAAUCCUUUGACAAUUUCUAGAGGAUUUGCCCCAAGUAUGCAGCAAACUAAGGCAGAAUCCCAAUACUUACCGGGAUCAACAACAUCUUCCUGUGUUAAUCUCGCCAUAGCUAUUCCAUCGAUGCACUCUAUCGGUGUCGUUGACUUAAUCAAAUUCAGUGAUAUGGAAAUUGGAAUUCUUGAUCGGAAAUGUCAGAGACAAGACAUCGCUGUUGAGCCAAGGUUGGAAUUCCAGAAACAUCUGGAACAGCGAUGUAGACUUCUCUACAUCGAUGUUCAACCUAAGCCAAAAGAAAAUGCCUUUGGCAGAAAGUUUUUGGACAGCAAUGUUGACCCAAUAACAGCGAUGUCAAGCCAUUUUCAUCCUUCAAAGUCAGGCCUGAACAGCGAUGUUCAAAGCUGGGUCCGGUGGAUAGACCAGGGUGCGGAUGGUACCUCAUCGACCUAUGAUGCGGAAAGGCACGAGGUAGCAACCCCGGGCAAUGAAGCAGAGGCCGGGUGCUUGUUCCCCCCAGACAUGAACUUCCGCAACUUUGGCAUGCCCACCAAGAAGUUCACUGCCUUGGCCGGCUUCAGCUCCUCCCAACCAGCCUCCACAGAUUUUCAUCUAGAGAACAUGGGAGCUACCUCCCGGUUGAUCCCCAUUCAGGACGACACUGUUGAGAUCGUCUUUGAGGAUGAGAGGCAUCCCUCACAGGAGAGGCUGGAAAAAUCCCUGGGAUGCGAGAUGGAGAAGAAAAUGAAGGAGCAUCGGGGUGAGAAGAGGUCCUCUGAUGCCCUUCUUGGCUCCUCCUCCAAAAAGGUCCGGAGGGAUCCCCGAAUGAUGUCCCUCUCCGUGGAGGAUCUUGGGCUCGAGAUGUUAUGCGACUUCGUGAGGCCGGGGAGAAAGAGAAGGAACGGGGGGAAGGUCACCCAGAUGGAGGGAGAAGUUGCCAGGCUGAAGGAGGAAUGGGAGCUGAAGGAGGCCUCUUUCCCAGCGGAAGCGGCGGAAUGGGCCAGGGAGCACCUGGAGGAGCUGAUCCCCUCUCGUGAGUCAGCCAUGGACUUUUCUAAAGUCCUUUUCCAGGUUCUGAAGGGGAGGACGAUGAUCGAAGACUUGGGCUCUUAUGAGUUUCAAAUGGGCCAAAUGAAGGAGAGAGCCACCACCCACAAAGUCCUGGCCGAGCGUGAUUCGUCCUUCAACUAUGAGGCCUAUGGCCUCUUGGAGAUACCGGAAGAAGAGCAUGUUCCACCCUUCCCCUUGACUGAUUUAAACCUCUUGAUGCAAUUUUUUUGAACUUCUCUUAUUCGCUCGGGUAUGCCUGGUGAAAAUGUAAUCAACGUUUAAUCUUUUG